CACUUGUUUUAUGUACGGAGUGCGCUGGUCAGUUGCUGUAGCUUGUGCAUUGCAAACCUCAAACCUGUCUCUGGGUAGAUUAGCCUAGCAGAGCAGAGGCUAGACGGAAGAGAGAGCAAGCAGGGGCGGCGCCGGAGCGGAGGAAGAUGAGCGGGAGCAGCAACAGCAGCCUGGAGACGCGCACGUUCCUGGACGAGGUGCGCGGCCUGGAGAAGAACUGGAUGCUCGACCUCGGCCACCCGCUCCUCAACCGCGUCGCCGAGAGCUUCGUCAAGGCCGCCGGCAUCGGCGCAGUCCAGGCGGUCGCGCGGGAGUCCUACUUCAUGGCCAUGGAAGGGGAGGGUGGGGGCGCGGGAGCCGUGUCCGACUCCACCGGCGCCAGGAAGCGAUCGUUUCCUGACCUCAAUGGUGGGAAUAGUAGCAAGUCAGCCGAGGCUAUGGUGAAGAGCGUGAGCAAAGAGUCUCUCCAGUGGGGGCUCGCCGCCGGGCUGCACUCGGGGCUGACCUACGGCCUGACGGAGGCGCGCGGGACGCACGACUGGAAGAACAGCGUGGUGGCCGGCGCCCUCACCGGCGCCGCGGUGGCGCUCACCUCGGACCGCGCGUCGCACGAGCGGGUCGUGCAGUGCGCCAUCGCCGGCGCCGCGCUGUCCACCGCCGCCAACGUGCUCUCCGGCAUUUUCUGAGCCACUCUCGGUCGGCCAGGGAGAACGCCGGCAAGCUAGUAGUAGCUCUCCGAGUCCGGAGUGGAGAGCUACGAUCUGCACCCCCAACUUCUCAAGUCUUCCGUUCUUUAUGAUGUUGGGAGCUUGGAAGUAAUCUUCAGUGUAGCACUCAAAAUCAUAAUUUGAGACCUUGUAUGCUUAAUUUUGUGUGCUAUCACGGGCUAUAAUAAAAUCGUAAGAUCAUUAUCGAAACUGUCCCAAUGGAAUUGAGAACUGCG
Oryza brachyantha (malo sina) is the source of this 943-nucleotide messenger RNA. Its product is annotated as outer envelope pore protein 16-2, chloroplastic-like. The record is from RefSeq and is a predicted model, not a curated record. Gene Ontology annotation, molecular function: amino acid transmembrane transporter activity. Gene Ontology annotation, cellular component: chloroplast outer membrane. The transcript is spliced from 6 exons. Lineage: Eukaryota; Viridiplantae; Streptophyta; Magnoliopsida; Poales; Poaceae. The coding region runs from base 147 to 686 and encodes 179 amino acids.